GCGUCUUCUCGGGGUUUCCUCACUUCAUUUCCUGAAGUGUUUAUUAAUGGAGGUAUAUUGCUGGGAUAUGUGUCCAACUUCGCCUUCUCCAAGCUCCCAGCACACUUGAGCUGGCGAUUCAUGUUAGGAAUCGGAGCAGUUCCUUCUGUAUUCUUGGCUAUAAGUGUUCUAGCCAUGCCCGAGUCACCGCGUUGGCUCGUCAUGCAAGGUCGACUUUCCGAAGCAAGAACUGUUCUUAAGAAAAUCUCCGAAUCACCCGAAGAAGCAGAUUUGAGACUUUCUGAAAUCAAAGAAGCGGCUGGCAUACCCGAAUGCUGCAACGACGACGUUGUGGAAGUCCCAAAACGUCCCAAAGGUGACAGUGUAUGGAGAGAACUAUUCAUUUCUCCUACACCAGCUAUUAAACACAUAGUACUUACUGGCCUUGGUAUCCAUUUUUUUCAACAAGCAAGUGGAAUUGACUCUGUUGUUUUGUAUAGUCCAACAAUUUUUGAGAAGGCGGGUAUUAAAUCAGACACGGAUAGGUUACUUGCCACAGUAGCAGUGGGAAUAAUAAAGACAAUAUUUGUUUUAGUAGCCACAUUUUUACUAGACAGAGUUGGGCGUAGGCCGUUGCUUCUAACAAGUGUUGAUGGAAUGGUCAUGUCAUUGAUAUUCCUCUCUAUUGGCCUUACAGUAAUUGACCACUCAGAUGGCACGGUAUUUUGGGCCAUAGCACUUUGUAUCACAAUGGUAUUGGCUUAUGUUGCACUUUUCUCAAUUGGGGCUGGUCCAAUCACAUGGGUGUAUAGUUCUGAGAUUUUUCCAUUAAGACUCAGGGCAACAGGGUGCAGUUUAGCGGUGGCACUGAACAGGGUGACAAGUGGGGUGGUAUCAAUGACAUUCUUGUCGUUAGAAAAGGCGAUAACGAUCGGAGGGGCGUUCUUUUUUUAUGCAGGACUUGCUGGAUUGGCUUGGGUGUUUUUCUUUACGUUAAUGCCAGAAACGCAGGGGAAAACAUUAGAGGAAACUGAGGAAUUGUUUGGAACUUUCUUCAAGUGGAGGUUAACAUUGCGAGAACUCAAGGCAAAAGAAAAGAAUAACAAUGCCCAGAUUCAGAUGGCUACUGUGCCUGCUGUUGGUAGUUGAAAAAGACAAUGGAAAAUAGUUGGAUAUCCUUGGCAUUGGUUUUACUACAGGAGAUUUUCUGUCAACUUAAACUAUUACAAGUUGGAGAACCAUCCUUGUUUCGGUGUUUUAAUAUUGUUGUCCUUUCAGCUUUUACAUAGUUCAAAAUAGAAUAGAUUACGAGAUAUUUAAACUCGUAAUAUGGCCGUUUUAAAUUGUAACCUUUUUAGCUGUUUGGCUGUUUUCAUGGAAAUUAAACUUUCUCUCCUCACCUCUCAAGAUGUCGGCUUGGUUGGAAGUGAAAAAUUAAUAAUAUGGAAUUUAGGAAG
Nicotiana tabacum (common tobacco) is the source of this 1436-nucleotide messenger RNA. The record is from RefSeq and is a predicted model, not a curated record. NCBI's taxonomy places the organism in Eukaryota, Viridiplantae, Streptophyta, Magnoliopsida, Solanales, Solanaceae.